AGCAGGCCCGGCCUGGCUUUGGGCCCCUGGCCUCCUAGCUGGGGACUCUGUGCCUGCGCCCGUCAGGCCGCGGCCCGCUCCCCUGGCGCGGCAGUGGUCCCAGCUGCCACGCGCCGCCUGGGUGUCUGGGUGAUCCAUGGGCAGCAGCGAGGGCCACGAUGACAGAUUACAGCGGGGAGCAGCGCAACGAGCUGGAGGCUCUGGAGUCUAUCUAUCCGGACUCCUUCACAGUAUUAUCAGAAAAUCCUCCCAGCUUCACCAUUACCGUGACAUCUGAGGCUGGAGAAAAUGAUGAAACUGUCCAGACUACCCUCAAGUUUACACACAGUGAGAAACAUCCAGAUGAAACCCCUCUUUAUGAAAUAUUCUCCCCAGAAAAUCUAGAAGACAAUGAUGUCUCAAGUAUUUUAAAAUUGUUAGCAUUACAAGCAGAAGAAAACCUUGGUAUGGUGAUGAUCUUUACUUUACAGACAGCUGUGCAAGAAAAAUUAAAUGAAAUAGUGGAUCAAAUAAAAACCAGAAGAGAAGAGGAAAAGAAACAAAAAGAAGAAGCUGAAAAGCAAUUAUUUCAUGGCACUCCUGUUACGAUUGAGAAUUUCUUAAAUUGGAAAGCCAAGUUUGAUGCAGAACUCUUGGAAAUUAAAAAGAAACGAAUGAAAGAAGAACAAGCAGGAAAAAAUAAAUUAAGUGGGAAACAGCUAUUUGAAACAGAUCAUAAUCUUGACACAUCUGAUAUCCAGUUCUUAGAGGAUGCUGGGAACAAUGUGGAGGUAGGUGAGUCUUUGUUCCAGGAAAUGGAUGACUUGGAGCCGGAAGACGAUGAGGAUGAUCCAGACUACGACCCUGCCGACCCAGAGAGCGACCUGACCGACUGA
Molecule: messenger RNA, 875 nt
Organism: Pteronotus mesoamericanus
Lineage: Eukaryota; Metazoa; Chordata; Mammalia; Chiroptera; Mormoopidae
Product: RWD domain-containing protein 1-like
Exons: 1
Coding region: 159-875 (238 amino acids)
Biological process (GO): cytoplasmic translation
Molecular function (GO): protein binding
Source: RefSeq, a predicted model, not a curated record